AUGCCAUAUGAGAUAGCCAUCCAAAUAGAUGAUGGCGUUAGCUUGUUAUCGAAUCCCAAUUCCGUUCGUACUCUCAAGGAAGACAGGGGAAAACCUGAGAACGACGGCCUCAUUCAAGCUCCUUCUGCAGUUUUGAGUGAUCAGCUGCAAAGAAUGAAGAAACGUCAAUUUGAGAUUAUGUGUCAGGAGGAAAUAAGGAACGACAAUCACUCACAGUUACCAGACAGCGUCCCUCCAUCGCUGCCAUCUGCAGCUGUUCAAACAGCCGAAGAGAAAUUCGACCAGGAGCGGCAGUGUCUCGAAGCGGAGCUUGAUCAGCAAUUGCAAACUACUGGCAUGAUGCAUCCAGAUGUUGCUUUGACAUACAACAAACUUGCACAACUCUAUGAGAACGAAGGAAGAUAUGAUGAAGCCAUGGAACUGUGUCAAAAGAGACUAGAAAUUGAGAAGGAAGUGUUCGGAUGCAGUGAUCACGAGCGAAUGUCUUCUACGUAUCAUAAUAUCGGAUACGUUCUGGAAAGGCAAGGCAAGCAUCCUGGAGCCAUGAAGUACUACAAAACUGCUCUUGCAAUCAAGUUGGAGGCACAUGGACCCAAGCAUCCAUCAACUGCAGCAACAUACCAUAACAUGGGAAACGUCUUGCGUCUUCAAGGUAGCUAUGAGGGAGCCAUGGAUAUUUACAAAAAAUCUCUAGAGAUCAAGUUGAUAGCAUAUGGACCUGAGCAUCCUUCAACCGGAGCAACGUACCAUGAGAUGGGAAUCGUUAUGAGCAAUCAAGGCCACUAUACCAAGGCCAUGCGCUAUUUCGAAAAAGCCCUCGCGACUGACUUGAAGGCACAUGGGCCUGAGCAUCCCGAUACUGGAGUCACGUACCAUGCGAUAGGAACCGUUUUGCGCAAUCAAGACAGAUACGAGGAAGCCAUGCAGUAUUACCGAAAAGCUCUUGCAAUUGAUUUGAAGGCACAUGGUUCCGACCAUCCAUCGACUGGAGUCACGUACCAUGCGAUAGGCAAUGUCUUGCGCAAUCAAGGGAGCUCCGAGGAAGCCAUGGAGUACUACCAAAAAGCUCUUACAAUAAAGUUGAAGGCACAUGGACCCGACCAUCCAUCGACUGGAGUCACGAUCCAUGAAGCAGGAAAUGUCUUGCGUAAUCAAGGCAAAUAUUCAAAAGCUAUGGAGUACUAUCGCAAAGCGCUGGCAAUUGAUUUGAAGGCCCAUGGACCCGAGCAUUCGUCGACCGGAGCAACAUACCAUGACAUGGGAAACGUAUUGCGCCUCCAAGGCGACUAUAUGAAAUCCAUGGAGUACUAUCGCAAAGCGCUCGCAAUUGAUUUGAAGGUACAUGGGCCUGAACAUCUAUCGACUGGAAUAACGUACCAUGCGAUGGGAAAAGUCUUGCGAAAGCAAGCCAACUACGAGGUUGCCUUGGAGUACUUCCAGAAAGCUCUUGCCAUUCAACGCCAAAAUCUUGGAGAGAGGCAUCCAAGCAUUGCUGUGAUAUACUAUUGGAUUGCCAAAGAUUCGAUGCACCGUGGCAUCGAAGGAGAUGCCAUGGAUAAGUUGAAUAGUGCCAUUGAGAUUCAGAUGGAAAAUUCACAACAGGAUCACCCAGAUCUCGCCAAAAUCUACAUCACCAAGGCUGACCUAUUGAAGAAUCAAUCAAAGUAUAGUGAUGCAGAGGAAACCUACGACAAGGCCCUUGGAAUUCGAAGGAGGUUAUUUGGUGACGGACACCCACUUGUGGAUGCAGUCGUGCAAAAGAAGACUAAGCUACCAAAAGCAAACGUUUGA
Messenger RNA from Cylindrotheca closterium, 1791 nucleotides. Lineage: Eukaryota; Bacillariophyta; Bacillariophyceae; Bacillariales; Bacillariaceae. The record is from the annotation of a GenBank genome assembly.